Messenger RNA from Nymphaea colorata (pocket water lily), 1753 nucleotides. RefSeq names its product metal tolerance protein 5-like. Gene Ontology annotation, biological process: transmembrane transport; monoatomic cation transport. The record is from RefSeq and is a predicted model, not a curated record. Lineage: Eukaryota; Viridiplantae; Streptophyta; Magnoliopsida; Nymphaeales; Nymphaeaceae. Gene Ontology annotation, molecular function: manganese:proton antiporter activity. Gene Ontology annotation, cellular component: membrane. The transcript is spliced from 6 exons. Bases 106 to 1293 code for a protein of 395 amino acids.
AUUCACAAUAUUUCCUUGGGGGUGUAGAAAGACGCUACCGGUACCCAGCGCCGUUUCUUCUUUGCAUAUUCUCUCUCUCUCUCUCUCUCGUGUAGCUGGAGCAUAAUGGCGGAGCCGGCGGGAAACGGCGGAGAUUCUGGCGGCUCUGAGCUCCUGCUGCCGGAGAACGGUGGGAGGCGGGAGGAAUCGUGGCGGCUGAACUUUGACGGGUUUCAGAGGUCGGAACUUCCAGAGAAGCCUUCCGGCGGCCUCCAUGAUUGCCUCGGGGUCCUCAAAACUGGCAAUGAGGUGGCUGAGUACUACCAGCAACAGGUUGAGAUGUUGGAGGGCUUCAACGAAAUGGAUACAUUGGCAGAGCGUGGUUUUCUUCCUGGACUAUCAAAGGAAGAGCGUGAAAAAAUUGCUAGGAGUGAGAAAAAUGCGAUAAGGAUAUCAAAUGUCGCAAACAUGGUGCUUUUUGCAGCCAAAGUUUAUGCUUCAGUAAGGAGUGGCUCGUUGGCAAUUAUUGCAUCUACACUGGAUUCUCUUCUGGACCUUUUGUCAGGCUUUAUCCUCUGGUUUACUGCAUUUUCAAUGCAAACACCAAAUCCUUAUCGAUAUCCUAUUGGGAAGAAGCGGAUGCAGCCACUGGGUAUCCUUGUCUUUGCUUCUGUCAUGGCAACCUUAGGGUUGCAAAUAAUUUUAGAGUCUGUCCGCACACUUCUGUCUGAUGACAAUGAGUUUGCUUUGACUAAGGAGCAAGAACGAUGGGUGAUUGGCAUUAUGGUGUCUGUGACUGUAGUGAAGCUCCUUCUUGUCAUCUACUGUCGAUCAUUCAAUAAUGAGAUUGUUAAAGCUUAUGCACAAGAUCAUUUCUUUGAUGUCAUAACAAAUGUUAUUGGUCUCAUUGCUGCCCUUCUGGCUAACACUUUUGAUGAUUGGAUCGAUCCCAUUGGUGCUAUUGUGUUGGCUUUGUACACCAUACGGACAUGGUCUGUUACUGUGCUUGAAAAUGUGAAUUCCUUGGUGGGUCGUGCUGCAGCACCAGAUUACCUACAGAAGCUUACAUACCUCUGCUGGAAUCAUCACAAAGCUAUCAAGCAUAUUGACACUGUCCGGGCAUAUACAUUUGGCUCGCACUACUUUGUGGAGGUUGACAUAGUCUUGCCUGCUGACAUGCCUCUGCAGGAAGCUCAUGACAUUGGUGAGGCAUUGCAGGAGAAGCUAGAGCAGUUGCCUGACAUUGAGAGGGCUUUCGUGCAUCUCGACUAUGAGUAUACACAUAAGCCCGAGCAUGCACAAUCUCAUGUAUAGAUCGAACGGACUUAAGGGUGGUGAGCACUGUGGCAAACCCAAAGUCUGUCUUUGGCAUCCCAUGGAAGUUUUUUUGGCAUUUUCAUGGCAUUUGUUACGUGUUAUGGAAAUCAAAGUGACUGUUUCCAUGUCGCUUUUUUUUUAAAAAGUUUGGGGGACGGAGGAACGGACUGCUGUUAUGCAGUAGCUACGUUCUUGGUUACGCGUAGGGAGACCUUGAUAUUAAGAAGGAUUGUGUAGCUGAAAUAUGGAAGAAAGGGUUUCUAAUUGAAAGUGGUUGGUUAUCCGUCAUUAAAAUGUUACAUAGCAUGUGUGAGCAUAUUUACAGUUAUUCUGUUCUCAGCUUGGUACCUGUUUAAAAUGGCUGACGCAUCAUAAAGGUUGUAAAUUUUAGUGCAAAAUUUUCUAGCAUUCUAUUGAAUUUACGGUGAAUAUGUUUGGCCGUUGUAUGGGCCGCCCA